GCCAAGUUUGGUCAGCCAGCCACUGAGUGACAUGUUGCGCAGACAGGGCCACCGACGACAACCCCCACUUCCGGUUAGCCCAUCCAGCCUAGUUCCUGUCAACCACCAAAAACUGAGCGCCUCGUCUUUCUUUUCUUCCCUCCCGCUCCAGCAACCCAUCCACAUCGUUUGGUCCAACGACACCAUGGCUCGUGGCAAUCAGCGUGACAAGGCCCGCGAGGCUAACCUGAAGAAGCAGGCCGGCCAGAAAAAGGCAAACAACAUGAGCGGAACAGAGAUGCAGCGUGCCAAGGAGUCCGCUGCUGAGAUUAUGCGAGCCAAGCAGGCUGCCGCUGAGGCCAAGAAGGCCGCUGAAGGCAAAAAGUAAAACGAAAAGGCGGUAGAUUUCCAUUCGACUCUCGGCGUACCGGCGAUAUAAUACCAUUUCCAACAGCUUCCAGC
[Torrubiella] hemipterigena is the source of this 441-nucleotide messenger RNA. NCBI's taxonomy places the organism in Eukaryota, Fungi, Ascomycota, Sordariomycetes, Hypocreales, Clavicipitaceae. The record is from the annotation of a GenBank genome assembly.